Molecule: messenger RNA, 676 nt
Organism: Tympanuchus pallidicinctus (lesser prairie-chicken)
Lineage: Eukaryota; Metazoa; Chordata; Aves; Galliformes; Phasianidae
Gene: NDUFAF8
Product: NADH:ubiquinone oxidoreductase complex assembly factor 8
Exons: 3
Coding region: 222-500 (92 amino acids)
Biological process (GO): mitochondrial respiratory chain complex I assembly
Cellular component (GO): mitochondrion
Source: RefSeq, a predicted model, not a curated record
GGCUGACGCCAGCAGCAAAGGGGCGGGAGACGGGAAGUAAACAGCAAGGCUCUUCGCCAAUCAGAGCUACAUCUGGCGAGCGACCAAUCUGAAGCCGGUCAGGAGGCGGGUGUUGUGCGCAACCAAUCCACGCCGUCAGCCGCCCACUCUAGCCAAUCCGAGCAAGCAGAGCACUGACAGACUCAGCGUUCCCCCUAUCAAAAUGCCAAGAGGGCGGGCACAUGGGUGAGCAGGCCUGGCGGCUAACAGCUCUUCCGCCAUCAUGGCGGCGCCCAAAGUAUGAGGCGAUGUCGGGUCGAGGCGUUUGGCUCCGGGCUCGAGCGCGGCUGCGGCGCUUCCCCGCACUGCUGGCGGGCUGCGGGGAGCAGGCAUCGGCUUACGGGCGCUGCGUGGCCGCGGCCUCCGCUGGAAGUGUGGAGCUACGGCGGGACGUCUGCCUGCGGGAGUUCCAGGCCCUGCGGGAGUGCUUCGCCCGCGCGGCGGCGGCGGCGGCCAAGUGAUUGAGGUGCCGGAGGUGACAGCGGCGACUGCAGCUGCGGUGCGGGGGGGUGGAGCUCGGGGUUGGCGGCGUUAUGGGCCCGGCCCCGGGCUCCUUCGCCCCCACGCAGAAGCUUUUCCCCGCUCAGCAAUGCCUGUGUGGGAACCGCGGCCCGUUUAUUAAAAAAUUAAAAUCAGA